Messenger RNA from Rhineura floridana, 714 nucleotides. Its product is annotated as serotriflin-like. Gene Ontology annotation, cellular component: extracellular region. The transcript is spliced from 7 exons. The coding region runs from base 1 to 714 and encodes 237 amino acids. Lineage: Eukaryota; Metazoa; Chordata; Lepidosauria; Squamata; Rhineuridae. The record is from RefSeq and is a predicted model, not a curated record.
AUGUUUCUUCUGAUGGGCCUCCUGCUGUUGGCUGCUGUGUUACAACAAUCUCUAGGACAGGUUGAGCAUGGUGAAAUUGGUGCAGAUCAGCAGAAGGAAAUCCUUGACAAACACAACGCUAUCAGGAGAAAGGUGAAGCCACCCGCCAAAAACAUGCUGAAAGUGACAUGGAAUGAGAAAGCUGCCAUGAGUGCUAAAAAAUGGGCUAAGCAGUGUAAAAAAGUGAUCAGCCCCAAAGAGAAGAGAAUUGUGGAUGGAAUCCCUUGUGGUGAGAAUCUAUUUGAAGCAACUCAUCCCACCACCUGGUCAGAUGUAAUCCAAAAAUGGGGUAGUAAAGAGUCUAAUUUCAAGUAUAACUUUGGACCACGUUAUGGAAAGAAUGAAAGUGACGUCUAUACUCAGCUCAUUUGGUAUAAUUCACACAUGGUUGGAUGUGGAUUUGCCUACUGCCCAGAGUUGACUUUGCCUUACUAUUAUGUCUGCCAUUAUUGCCCUGAAGGGAACUUAGUGACAAAACUGCGACAACCCUACAAGAACGGUCAAUCAUGCGGAGACUGUCCUGGCAACUGUGAACAUAAACUCUGCACCAAUCCAUGCAAAUAUGUUGAUCGAAUCUUUGACUGCGAAAUGCUGAAAGCAAUGGCCAGUUGUACUGAAGAUUUGUUGAAAGAGAAUUGCCAAGCCACCUGUAAAUGCCCAACAGAAAUUAAGUAA